GGGGCUGCGUGACGUCACGAGUCUAGGAAGUCCCAGUGAUCUUCCAGAGAAGUUCGGUGUUUCCUGCUGUCGGCGGAGGAGGAGAGACCGAUGACAAGGGGCAGGCUGGCAGCCCAGCCAUGGACGACUUCGGCAGCCUGGCAUACAACAUCCUGGCAGCAUGGCUCACCGUCAUAGGGGUCUUCAUCAUGUUACCCUCCGUGUUUGGCAUGUCCCUGGGCAUCUCCGAGAUCUACAUGAGGAUCCUAGUGAAAAUGCUGGAGUGGGCCACUCUGAGGAUUCAAAAAGGUUUUGAAGAACAAAAAAAACUUCGAAUGAUUGCAUCCAAUGGUAUCAUUGAGAGAGAUGAGUCGCCAAUGGAGACAGAGAUUGUGGGCCUGAGGCAGAGCAGGAGCCAGUGCUUACAGCGUGGCGAUUUUGAGUUGUCGGAUGUGUUCUAUUUCUCGAAAAAAGGUUUUGAAGCUAUUGUAGAAGACGAGGUCACCCAGAGAUUUUCCUCAGAAGAACUCAUAUCAUGGAAUCUUCUGACAAGAACAAACCAUAACUUCCAGUAUCUCAGUCUCCGUGUGACGCUUAUUUGGGUGCUUGGUGUUUUUGUACGUUACUGCAUUCUCCUACCACUACGGGUUACCUUAGCGAUCAUUGGGAUCAGCUGGCUGGUCGUGGGAGCCACACUUGUUGGGCAGCUGCCAAACAGCAGGGUAAAAGACUGGUUCAGUGAAAAGGUCCAUUUGGUGUGCUGUCGAAUUUGUGCCCGAGCACUGUCCAGUGCCAUUCAGUACCAUAAUAAGGAAAACAGACCCAAAAAGGGGGGCAUUUGUGUGGCCAAUCACACAUCUCCGAUUGAUAUCAUUAUCUUAGCUAAUGAUGGCUGCUAUGCAAUGGUGGGACAGGUUCAUGGAGGACUUAUGGGAGUUAUCCAGAGAGCGAUGGCAAGGGCAUGUCCACAUGUGUGGUUUGAACGUUCUGAGAUGCGUGAUCGCCACCUUGUGACAAAAAGGCUGCGAGAACAUGUGUUUGAUAAGGAAAAACUACCCAUUUUGAUUUUCCCAGAAGGUACCUGUAUUAAUAACACAUCUGUCAUGAUGUUCAAAAAAGGAAGUUUUGAAAUUGGCGGAACUAUAUAUCCUGUGGCAAUAAAGUAUGACCCUCAGUUUGGUGAUGCAUUUUGGAACAGCGGUAAAUACACAAUGGUGAAAUACCUGCUGAGAAUGAUGACAAGCUGGGCUAUCAAGUGCAAUGUAUGGUACCUACCCCCAAUGACAAGACAGGAGGGUGAAGAUGCUGUUCAGUUUGCCAACAGAGUUAAAUCUGCUAUUGCUAAGCAAGGUGGACUGAUUGAACUACCCUGGGACGGAGGCCUGAAAAGAGACAAAGUGAAAGAGUCUUUUAAGCAGGAACAGCAGAAGAACUACAGUAAAAUCAUUGCAGGAGAAAAUAAUGUUUUUCAGAAGGAUAACUGAUCAAUGCAAAGUUUUAUAGACUGAAAGGAUACUUCUGGCCUUGUACUUUUUUCCAGAUUUACCCGUCCUCCUUCUAUUAGAUAUAGUCUUUUGUUUUUCACUUGACUUGAACAAAGGACUUUCCCCCAAAAAUAUCCAGGAAAGCUAUAACUAUUCAAGUGUAGUCAACCAUGACACUAUGCCAAGGGUUUACUGAUAUUGGGUUACGUUGACUAGGGAAAAUGGAUUUUUAGCUGUCAUAGUACGUUUGGGUACGAAUAUCAGGAAUAUGAUUGGUGAUUGCUUUACUAGAUACCAGGCCAAGGCAGCCUUAUUUGUGUGCACUAUAUCAUCACCAUUUUCACAGACCUGAUACCAUUGACAUAAAAAUGAACUGGAAUGAGCAAUAUGAAUGUUUUCUGAAUGAUUAUUGCACAAUUACGGUAUAUUUUUACUUGCAACUCAGAUUAAAUAACACGUGUGGAUAUUGUCGCUAGAUUCUUGUGGGGCUUUGGUCUCCAGUGACUGGGAGUUUUCAUUUACUUUCAGUAGGUAUUCCAGUUUCCGCACAUAGGGGGAGUUAUGCCAUGUGCCAAUGCACUUUCUGUAUCGCCUUGCAGUCCGAUGUUGUGAAUCUUCCUUAUUCCCAGGGGAUGAAUAUUUGCUUUGGUAAUGCAAUGGACAUGCAGGUACUGUAUAUGGCUCAUUACAGUACUGAUUGGCAAAGGACUGUGUGGCAAAACUGUCACAGUUUGCUGCGGUUUCUCAGCAGGAACGGGUGGAGUGCAUGUUAUCACCCACUUGGCACACUACCUUUCUGCAGCCGCUAUGUGGAAGGCCCAGCUUAUGAGAGCAAUGUAUGAUCAUCACUUGACAGGACUGAAAUAAUGAAGAAUGCCAUUAAAAAACAAAUACUUUUUAA
Bufo gargarizans (Asiatic toad) is the source of this 2364-nucleotide messenger RNA. RefSeq names its product glycerol-3-phosphate acyltransferase 3 (gene GPAT3). Gene Ontology annotation, molecular function: glycerol-3-phosphate O-acyltransferase activity. Lineage: Eukaryota; Metazoa; Chordata; Amphibia; Anura; Bufonidae. Gene Ontology annotation, cellular component: endoplasmic reticulum. The coding region runs from base 120 to 1463 and encodes 447 amino acids. The record is from RefSeq and is a predicted model, not a curated record. The transcript has 12 exons. Gene Ontology annotation, biological process: triglyceride biosynthetic process.